UACAAUUUUCUUUGCUUUACUUGCAUGCAUAUGUUUAAUCUGAAUCACGAAAUAUGUUAGUAUUAAGCAUUUGGCAGCUAUAUUGCGAAGUUAUCAGGCGAAACUGUCUCCACAAACUGGUGAUAGCACAUAGAUUCCUGGGUGCACAAGGCUUUGCCUGCCGUUGGCAACAAAUUAUUUGUUUUCGCCGGCUGAAAUUUCAGGCUGAAAUCUUCCACUGACAUUCUAAUGCGGCAAAACAGACCGAGCCAGGAAAAUAAUGGCUAAGUGGCAAAAUAUGUAUGUUAAAUCGAAAGGUAGAUAAUGACUGAAAGAUAUCAUGCCGAAAUUUUGCCGUGUACCUUUUGCUAAAGCCCUACGCUCGACCAACUUAAGUCGAAACCCGUAAGCUCUUAAUAUAAGUAAAUAUUUGAGAAUUUGCCGAUACCUACAACUACUAGAUAUCAAGUUUACUAUAAAAAGUGAAUGGCAUUAUAUCGCGACAGUUACUCCGUUUGCAAUGGUAGACCAACACCUAAUCGUGGCCAAGAUCGUGGCCAUUGUGGUGCUCUUUGUAGUGACCCUGAUCUUCUGCUUUAUUCCGUAUCUUCUGGAUCGCUUCUACAAGUGGACCCAGCGACCCGAGAACAAUGCUCGCGAAUUUAAGGUGGUGCUGUGUCUGCUUAAUUUCGGCGGAGGUGUUCUCAUAGCCACCACCUUCAUCCACAUGCUGCCGGAGGUGAUUGAUGUGGUGAAUGCCCUCCAGGACUGCCACAUGCUGGACCCUACUCCCUUCGGCCUGCCGGAGGUUCUGCUCUGCACUGGCUUCUAUCUAAUGUACUGCAUUGAGGAAACUAUGCACUUCGUGGUUCGUCGGCGGCAGCAGAAGAAGCUACGGGAGGUGAUCACGAUCAAGGAGGCGGGCGAGGAGGAAGAAAGUCCUAAGGAGCCCAACUGGCUGCGUGGCCUCGGAAUUAUAGUUGCCCUCUCCCUGCACGAACUCUUUGGCGGCAUGGCCAUAGGGCUGGAGAUGACUCUGAGCACGGUGUGGUUCAUGACCGGAGCCAUUUCCGUCCACAAGCUCGUUCUGGCCUUCUGCAUCGGCAUGGAAAUCAUGAUGGCCCAUACCCGAUGGCUGCUGGCCGUGGUAUACCUACUGGUCUUCUCCAUCGUAACUCCCAUUGGUGUUGGCAUCGGAAUUGCAGUCAGCGAAUCUGCAGCGGCCAAUGAGCCCAGCACGGUAUCCGGAAUCCUUCAGGGGCUGGCCUGUGGCACUCUCAUCUACGUGGUCUUUUUCGAAAUUGUGGCAAAAAAAAAUGCGGGCAUACGCGUCUUACUCUCUUCAGUAGCAGGGUUCGUCCUGAUGUUUGGUCUCCAGAUAGCAAUUGGAGAAGCCAAAGGCAAGAGCCAUUUCACAUGCCCCUAGUGGAUAUUCUAAUAUUUAUAAAGAAAAACGAUUCGAUGCUUAGAACAAUAAAGCCUGACAAAAUGUUUUCCUAAAUGGAAACAACACUUACUCUAAUAGUAACUAGUUAUUUACCUUUUUAUGCUGCGAUUUUAGUCCAUA
Molecule: messenger RNA, 1546 nt
Organism: Drosophila santomea
Lineage: Eukaryota; Metazoa; Arthropoda; Insecta; Diptera; Drosophilidae
Gene: Zip42C.2
Product: zinc transporter ZIP1
Exons: 2
Coding region: 500-1405 (301 amino acids)
Biological process (GO): zinc ion transmembrane transport
Cellular component (GO): plasma membrane
Molecular function (GO): zinc ion transmembrane transporter activity
Source: RefSeq, a predicted model, not a curated record